GCCCCAAUGUCGUGGCUGCGUCGCGGCGCACGCGUUCCGCGGCGAGCGAUCCGCGCACAUUCGGGGAUCACGAAAGGGGCGGUCGCCCCGAGGGUGGCCGCGAAAUUUCCGAAAAUGCGCUAUCUCCCGGUGGAGGAUCUUCAGAAGAACAGGACGCUCGGGCCCCGAAACGUCGCCAGAACGUGUCGUUCAAGUGUCGUCACGCGCGGACACUCCCUCUUUUUUUUAAUUUUUUUCCAUCCUCUGCGAGUGAGUGAGUCAAGCACGCUUGUCGCUGGACAGGAAGCGGGAUAUGAGCUACACCGAACCGCUGUGGGAGAUUAAUGGAAAUCAAGCACCAGUAAUCGCGGCGGAGAUGUCGCAAUACGUCGGCAGUGAAAUCGCCAGCUACCCUAUGUGGGACAGUUCCGUUUUGUAUCAGACGCAGCCGCCUGCUCAUCCGCAUGUGAACGAGCACGGAUUGUACAGGCAACCCUGCGCGUUGUUGCACCAGAGUCGUUAUACGCCGAACGGUCGCUCACCGAAUUUGCCAUCAUCGACAACGAAGAAACCGAGACGUCGAGUGGCGACGGUAUCUCAGAGGAGAGCCGCGAAUAUCCGCGAAAGACGCAGGAUGUUCAAUCUAAAUGAGGCCUUUGAUAAACUCCGCAGAAAAGUACCGACAUUUGCCUACGAGAAGCGGCUUUCAAGAAUCGAAACACUGCGUCUAGCAAUAACGUACAUCGCUUUCAUGGGAGAACUACUCGGUAUCGAGCCAAGUAGUCCGAAACCGGAGUACAUACCACGAGAGUACUACUUGCCGAAUUAAAUCUUUUCUCUACCUUUUCCACUACCUUUUAACGAGGCGCUCACGAGCCGAUACGAGAUCCGAUGUUUCCAUCGGCGAAAAAGUUCUAGUCGGCGAAACCAGUCUUCCAUUAUUAAUUAGCAUUAUAGCAUUGUCUCGAAGUAUAAUUUAAUGUAAUUUAAUGGAUAUUUGUACGUGACACUCGUACGACUUCUUCCACAAUACUAUCCGAUCUUUUUUGCGUCUCCAUCCAUUAAUUUUUUCGAUACUAUUACUUGUCGGUGUUGCUCAGAAAUUAUUCUAUAUACGAAGAAAAUGUAAAAAUAUACAUAUAAAAAUUUUGGAUUUUUCGAGCAUAUUUCGAAACACUUGUUCUAGUAUCGAAAGGAUUAAAAUCACGAAUAAAAACUUUCUCUUACUGUGCAGACAAUAAUCUUGCAACGCUUUAUCGUUCCGAUUAUUGCGAAUCUCACGCGAUUAAAAGGAAUGAUUAUAUAAAAGAUAAAACUGUGCUCUCCUGUUUUUCCGUCUUUGUAAUUACACGCAUAUAAGAUGGCACUGGAUUGCAACAAAAAAAGAAAUAA
Monomorium pharaonis (pharaoh ant) is the source of this 1371-nucleotide messenger RNA. RefSeq names its product protein Fer3. Gene Ontology annotation, biological process: regulation of transcription by RNA polymerase II; developmental process. The record is from RefSeq and is a predicted model, not a curated record. Bases 293 to 808 code for a protein of 171 amino acids. The transcript is spliced from 4 exons. Gene Ontology annotation, molecular function: protein dimerization activity; DNA-binding transcription factor activity, RNA polymerase II-specific; RNA polymerase II transcription regulatory region sequence-specific DNA binding. Lineage: Eukaryota; Metazoa; Arthropoda; Insecta; Hymenoptera; Formicidae.